AUGCCGGAGAAUCCCCAACGACGUGACGGCGCUGGUAACGAGGUGGAGCCGGUGCCGCCACUUGAGGGAAAUGUUGAAACUUCAGCGCCGGAUGCUGCAGAGGAAUGCCAAACCUCAAGUACUCCUACUGAGGCUGUAAUUAUGCUUGACGAGCCGUGUAGAAAUCUUCCAAAGCUACAUUGGCAGGAUUUUAAACUUAUCGGGAGGUGCAUUUCCUUUCUCGGUGAGUCAGUAGUGAAUGAUGAAACAUUGUUUUUACAUUAUGAGGGAUAUGUAAGCAUGGUAAACAAAAAUACGAUAACACUGCUAAAUGUGAACCGCUUCACUAGUGAUGAUUUUCUAAAGCGCCGAGAGCGGUUGGAACAAGAAAAAACCAAGAGGAACGCAAGGAGGGAAGUGAAAGCGCAGGAGGGUAGCAGUAAGGAAGAUGAAAAGGAUAUAGUGACGCGAGAGAAUAUCUGGGGUGAGAACAAUGGAUCGACUGAAGAAGUGGACGAGAGCGGUGUUGCGAGUGGCGCACCUGCAGAUGAAAACAACCGAAGGUCGAUGUUUCUCUCGCUGUUUUAUGUUAACUCUCGGCGGGGUAAAGGAGAUGCGGAGACGCAGUCGGAACGUCAAAAGCUCAUUUGUGGUGCAGGAUCUAUCGGUCCAAUUCCUUACGUUACGUUUGCGCGUUCUGCAAUUCACGAUGUUGUGGUUGGGAAUGAUCAGAGGAGCAGUUUUAUGUCUAUUUUUCGUCAUUCCUCCAAGAAAUUCUUUGACAUGCAGUGUCUGCGCAUGUACGUGCGUCGGUUUCUGGUGUCGGCCAGUAGAGAGAAUAAGGAACAGAGUUUAACUCUACGGUCCUUUGUUGAAAGUAAGUGCAACUACAAGGGCAUUGAUGAUAAUGUUUUAGUGUCGGUGGCGAAGGAGGAACUUGCGGCUCUGGCAAAUAUUGAUAAAAACAUAGCGAAGUGUAGCUCGCGGCCCACAGAUGCGAGAGUAGGAAUACAGCUUCAGUUAUUUCGGGCGCCCCCGGGGCUGUUUAGCGGAACUGGUAUUCUGUUUCUGACACGUCUUCCCAUGCAAACCUUUUGGCUAGCCGUUGUACAAUCUCUGAUGACGCUUAUGUUACUGACAGUGGCCGCGAAUACAUUUAUAGGUGGCCGCAAUGGAAUUGUAAAUGGUUAUAUGUUUCGUUACAUUUCGCCCAUAUUGAUUGGUUGUUUCCAUUGUUUGUUUGCGAGUGCUGUUACAGCUUUUCAUGCCAUCAGAAUGCGAAUGCCGGUAAGGUUUUCCCCUCACGCCAUGUUGCGAGCUGCAGCGGUUGGUAUUGCCAUCGGUUUUUGUUCUCUCGCACUUUUGGCGGUAGCGGAGGCAAUAUCAUUUCCGCGCAUUCAAAGUUACAUUAGGGAAAGAGCAGAGGAUCCAAUUGCGUUGUGUGCGUAUUACAAAAGCAAUGAGUGUAGGGGAUAUAAUGAAAACUGUGAUGUGGAUAGAGAUUCCCCAACAUGUCUCUGGGGAGUUUGUAAAGGUGAAUGGAAGGGGGCCCCAUGUACUCGAAAGCUAAACAGAACUAUUGUAAUGGGAUUUGUUCCAUUUGGUGUGCUUUCCAUUCUUCUUUUCGGUAUGUUUGUUAUAGACGGGUUCCUUCACUAUCGUUUGUUUCGAGUAUCAAGACUUAUUGCAGCAAUCACAUCACGGUGA
Trypanosoma brucei brucei TREU927 is the source of this 1686-nucleotide messenger RNA. RefSeq lists its product as hypothetical. The record is from RefSeq and is a predicted model, not a curated record. The coding region runs from base 1 to 1686 and encodes 561 amino acids. Lineage: Eukaryota; Euglenozoa; Kinetoplastea; Trypanosomatida; Trypanosomatidae. The transcript has a single exon.